GGUCACUCUCAAGAAUGUACCAGACGGCGCUUUUUUCAAAAUGGCGUCGCAAAUGGAGAGCAUGCUGAAACAUUUUCAAAACAAUAACAGAAUACGCGAUAUACAAGCUCAUUCAGCCAAAGUUCACUCAGUGGCUUGGAGCUGUGACGGCCGGAAGUUAGCAUCUGGGUCUUUUGACAAAACAGUCAGCACUUACUCACUGGAUCGCGAUAGAUUGAGUAAGGAUCAUAUUUUCCGUGGCCAUGGUGACAGCGUGGAUCAACUGUGUUGGCAUCCACGCAAUCCAGAACUCCUCGUCACAGCUAGCGGGGACAAGACAGUCCGCAUCUGGGACACUCGUUCCAGCAAGUCGGCAGCUACAAUUAAUACAAAGGGAACAGUUAGAAAACCUACUAAAGAGUCCACUAGAGGCAUCCAGCUUGCUAGAAUCAAACAGCUGGAUGUCAUCGGCAUACAUAUGAUGAUUAACUGUGUUCCUCCGUAUGACAUCUCCAAGAUUUCUCGUAUAAAGAGUAAACAAUACCAGUCCAAGGACCGAUCCUUGAGGAACUCCACAACAUAA
This is a messenger RNA of Haliotis rubra (blacklip abalone), 562 nucleotides long. Its product is annotated as THO complex subunit 3-like. Gene Ontology annotation, molecular function: protein binding. The transcript is spliced from 3 exons. Bases 41 to 562 code for a protein of 173 amino acids. Gene Ontology annotation, cellular component: THO complex part of transcription export complex. Gene Ontology annotation, biological process: mRNA export from nucleus. Lineage: Eukaryota; Metazoa; Mollusca; Gastropoda; Lepetellida; Haliotidae. The record is from RefSeq and is a predicted model, not a curated record.